Molecule: messenger RNA, 408 nt
Organism: Peniophora sp. CBMAI 1063
Lineage: Eukaryota; Fungi; Basidiomycota; Agaricomycetes; Russulales; Peniophoraceae
Source: the annotation of a GenBank genome assembly
AUGUUCUCGAAGCACUCGGAGGAUACGUGUCAUCCUCGCCGGCUCCAAUCUGCUAGCGUACACAGCCGACGAAGACCUCCCCCCUCGCCCCGACGUAUGAACAACAUCAUAGCCGGCACUGCGCUUGCCAGCGGCUCUAUAAUGGGCCUCUUCUACCGCCUACACGACCUCAUCGCCUCCUCGUCCUUCACCACAAUCUCCCGCAAACGCAUUCCCGCCCCGAUCGGCGCCCUCCUCUCCGCCCAACCCCACCUCGCGCCCUUCCGCGAAGAGUUCACCGCGAACCCCGUCACGAUGCUCGACACCAUUACGAGCGCGCUGUUGAGCCGGGGAAAGCUUGAGGUGCCGAAGGGUACCAAAGUGGAAGGCGAGGAGGCGAGGAGAAAGUUUGUGCGGGAUGUGAGGUAG